Messenger RNA from Paramecium octaurelia, 1163 nucleotides. The record is from the annotation of a GenBank genome assembly. NCBI's taxonomy places the organism in Eukaryota, Ciliophora, Oligohymenophorea, Peniculida, Parameciidae.
AUAAUGUAGGAGUUAACAGAACUUAAGAACUUAGUUAUACAAUCCUUAGAGGCUAAUGGAUCCUUGGCAAAGAUUAGAGCUUAAAUAAGAGCAUCUGUCUUUAAUGUAGUUGACUAGUAGGAGGGUAACAACAAAAAGCCAUCUCCAUUCUUUUGGGAAAACAAUAAAGCUUAAACAAUAUAUGAAUUGGGUUGUGGUAGAGACAUGUUAGAAUUGAUAAAAGAGUUUUUCCUCUUUUUUGAUAUGCAUUACACAAAUUCAAUAUUUUCAAGGUAUUCACUUUGAAUGAUUUUUUAGUGAAAGCAAUCUGAGAGAAGAAAUUAAUAGGGAAUAGAUUGCCAAGAAAUUAAAUAUUGAAGCCAAUGAUGCAACAAAACCAUUGCUAUUUUUCCUAUUGAAAAAUAGAAAUUCAGAAAAAUAAUCGUAAAAUUCACAUCAUAUUUAUUAUAGUGAGGAAAAAGUUCAUUAAAAAGUUGCUCAGCCAUCUCCAAAAGAAGUAUAAUUGUAGCAAUAACAAUAAUAAUAAUAAUAAAAAUAAUAAUAGGAAUAAAAAUUGUAAGAGCAGAAAAAGUAAGAUGAAUUGAGAAAACAAGAAGAACUCAAAAGACAAGAAGAAGAAAAGAGAAGGUAAUAAUAAGAUGAAUAAAGAAAACUUGAUGAAUAAAAAAAAAAAUAAGAGGAGUAAAAGAGGUUAGAAGAAUAAAAGAAGGAAUAACAACGAAAAUAAUAAGAAGAAUAAAGGAAAUAAUAGGAGGAAUUGAAAAAGCAAUAGGAACAAUAAAAACAAGAAUAAUAAAAGAAGGAAUAAGAAAAACUAAAGGAAUAGCAGAAGCAGCAAGAAUUAUUGAAAUAGUAAUAAGAAAAGUAGGAAGCAGAUUAAAAAAAGGCAUAGCAAAAGAAGGUAGAUAACAGAAAUUUCGAAGAUGAAAAAUAUGAGAAUGAAGAUUUAGAGGAGGAAUUGGAGGGAGAGGUAUAAAUAUUAUGAAUUUAGGAUCUGAGGGAUUCGCAAUUAUAAUAAGAUUAGUUUUAAGAGUCAGAUGAAUAUAUGUAGCAAUCCUAAUCAUAAGGAAUUGAUAUGACUGUUGAUUCUGCUGCUUUAGAAGAGUUUGAUUACUUUGAGGAGAUUGAAGAUAUGGAUUGAAAUUUUGAAAUGCUAAAUACAC